Messenger RNA from Tetrahymena thermophila SB210, 441 nucleotides. RefSeq lists its product as hypothetical. The transcript has a single exon. Lineage: Eukaryota; Ciliophora; Oligohymenophorea; Hymenostomatida; Tetrahymenidae. The record is from RefSeq and is a predicted model, not a curated record.
AUGUAAUUGGAAGGAUAUGAAAUGAAAGAUCUACUUUAGAGGUUUGAUGAUCUUUAAAAAAACAACAUCUGUAAAAAUGUUAUUAAAGCUUUCCUUAACUAUUUGCUCAAUACAAAAGAAAAUGAUUUGUUAACAGAUUUUGUAUUCAAAGACACUUAACCUGAAUAAGCUCGCAAAAUGGCUAAAAAUUACUUUAAAUCUUAUAGUUUCAAUAACAGUUCACUUCAUAAGCUUAUUCAUCACCCUAAAUUUGGCAAAGCAUUUGAGUACUAUUUAACUUUUGAAGCUGAAAUCUGGUUAGCUGAAAGUAAGGUAUAAUAAAAGGAGACUCAUUUAAUAUAUAUUGAUUUUUUAAAAUUAUGUUGUUCUAAUCCAGAAUACUCAUCCUAUUUAGUUACAUAUAAAAAAAAUAAAAAAAGCAGAUUUGACCAUAGAAUUUGA